GGCAUCGCCUGGUUCUCUGCCCGUGAUAAAGCCGAGCAAAGCCAGCAGCGUAUCAUCUAAAUUAGCUUGCCCAGCUAACUUUACAGCUGAAUGUCAGCCAAUUGGCUAGCUAGCUAAUUAGCAAAUGCGAAUUAAGCAAAUGUCUUUUCCCACAAGAAGCAAAAUAACUUAAAUAGCCUACUUGCUAGAUACCGUUAGCUACCUAGACUACCUGUGUCCAUGUCGGACCGAUCAGUAGCUAUCAUUUAGCUAGCCGUCUAAGCCGCAUACGAAGUUAGCCUAUGUGAGCCGAGAGGGCUUGUCCUAGCUAUAGAACUAGCCAGGUUGCUCAGCAACGUUAGCUAAAUAGUGCGGUAUUUAGUGUGUUACUUUGUUUGCGCUGCACUUGAGGUCAGUCAGUAUUAUACUUUCCGAACAUUAAUGUUGGUAGCCAAAGAAGCAAUGGUAGACGCCAGCAGCGUGCGACAACCGUUCGUGCAUUGGCAGCACAGACAUUACGGUAGUUCUGAGUUAUGAAGUUUGCUUGCUGUCUAACUAGUGCUCUCCACUUGGAUACUUCUUAGCUAACUGCAGCACAGUUCUGUAUAAACAUAACGUUAGCUACAGCAGUCGCAGAUCCAGUUAUGCUGAUGGUGCGUGCGAUCACGGGAACGAACUAAUCAAUAGUGGGGACUAACGUGAACGGUGUAGUCCCGACGAGCCAAAGAUACGAUGUCGACAGCUGAAAUUUUGCUGUACUCAUUAUCUAGUAAUAUAUCUAACUAGCUUUUGGUCACUUUAGCUGUACACGGGUCAUGUAGUUGCUGCUGUAAAAUUAGAGAAAAAAGACUAAGGUUACUAGAAAAAAGUAGUAAGUUAGCUACUAUAUAUGUAUUCCGCUGGCUCUAUUUAAUGUUACCUUGUGAGCAAUCACAUGGUUGAAUCUUAUUUGUAACUGGCUGGGGGCCUUGACCAGGGAAUAAAAAUGAGUUACACUAGACACUACACGAAAUACUGAAUAAAAUAAAAGUCAAUAACGAAUGAGCAAAGGAAGUGAUUUUACAACGUAGUGAACAGUAGGUCUACACAGUGCAUACAGACAUACAUGUGUAUGGCAGUACAAUGGUCCUUUCUCACCGGGCAAGGGUUAAAUAGCCCUCCUUCCAAACUGGAGGAGAUCCAGAUAGUCGUCACUUGGGACAGACUGUACAUGGAAAGCCUGACUGACGCACCCCCUAAAUAUUGCCCCACAAUGUGCCUUUCUUCAGACCCAGUUGUUAAACACUUUUUUUCCUAUUGCAGUAAACGCGCUGAGCACUGCAUACGUUUAAGCAAAGAUAUAGUGUCUGCACUGGGGAUUUCACAAUUUCAGUGUGUUUUGAUAGAUGUGUGUGUGUGUGUGUGUGUGUGUGUACUAUUUUUUAUAUUCUGACCGGAGCAAUGUUCUCCAGUGGUUGCACUGAAUGCCAUAGGCCGUGGUGUUGUUUGCUGGUUUUAAACGCCCCUUUGGACUUGCGGUUAAUCAGUAGUAAUCCUCCCUGUGCAGAGAGUUUACUGCCGGGUAUUAUUCAACCUUAGUCAUACCUAGAAUUCCAUUUCUUUGCUGCCGCCUGAAAGGAAAAGUUCCUAUCAGUCUUUGAUGCUUUGAGUGGCGGUCGCGUGCGGUUGGGAGGUGGGAAGAUGCCGGCCGUCCAGCUGGCCGCGAGGAAGAGAAGAAAGGGUAGGCUAAAUAACGGCUCACUGCUGGUUUCAGCGGUGGAACCGCCUGUCCCAAGUCUGAAAGUGGGAGAGAGGCGUUUCCGCGGCUCCCCGUCCCAUGUUGGUAGCGCCAGGCUCUGCACAGUCGGGCCAGAAUGAGUGGAUGACAUCACUGCGCAUCUCGGCGGGGGGCCUUCCGGUGCUUUCCUCCAUGACCAGCGGCAUGGACUCGCGCGUCCGCCUCCGCUGGCGCGCCAUCGUGGCCGCCGCCGCCGCCCUGUCCGUCUUCCUCCUGCUCUACCUGCACUGGACUUCGGCCAACGCCGGGCCCCGCCCGCCCAACGGCAACGGCCUCGGCGGGCGGGCGGGCUGGGGGGAGGCGGGGCCGGAGGGAGGGGCGCGCUACAACGACACGUACCCCCUGUCGCCGCCCGUGCGCACGGCGCAGGGCGUCCGCUACCGCAUCGGCGUGAUCGCCGACCUGGACACGGCAUCGCACGACCCCAAGGGCCACACCUGGUUCAGCUACCUGCGGCGAGGACACCUGCUGGUGUCGGAGAGCGGCGACCAGGUGUCGGUGGGGUGGGACCCGGAGAGGACGGUGCUGGAGAGCCACCUGGCGGAAAAGGGGCGGGGCAUGGAGCUGUCGGAGCUGGUGGCCUUCAACGGGCACCUGUACAGCGUGGACGACCGCACGGGCGUGGUCUACCGCAUAGAGGGCAGCAAGGCCGUACCCUGGGUCAUCCUGCCCGACGGAGAUGGCUCCGUCUCCAAAGGGUUCAAAGCGGAGUGGCUGGCGGUGAAGGACGAGCACCUGUACGUGGGCGGGCUCGGGAAGGAGUGGACCACCACCACGGGGGAGUUCGUCAACGACAACCCGGAGUGGGUGAAGGUGGUGGGUUUCCGUGGCGACGUGAGGCACGAGAACUGGGUGCCGCAGUACACCUCCCUGCGAGACGCGGCCGGGAUCGAGCCCCCCGGUUAUCUGAUCCACGAGUCGGCCGCCUGGAGUGACACUCUGCAGCGCUGGUUCUUCCUCCCGCGCCGCGCCAGCUCCGAGCGCUACGACGAGACGGCGGACGAGCGCCGCGGCACCAACCUGGUGCUCAGCUGCUCGCCCAGCUUCCGCGACAUCACCGCCAGCCGGGUCGGCCCGCUGGACCCCACCCACGGCUUCUCCUCCUUCAAGUUCGUCCCCGACACCGACGACCAGAUCGUCCUGGCCCUCAAGUCCGAGGAGGACGCGGGCAGGAUCGCCACCUACAUCCUGGCCUUCACGCUGGACGGGCGCGUCCUCCUCCCCGAGACCAAGAUCGGGGACGUCAAGUACGAGGGGCUGGAGUUCAUCUAGAGGGACGGGGGACGGCUGUCUCCGGGGCGCCAUCUUCAGUCUCGUUUUGCUUCCACGGCGUGACACCAUCUUGUGACAUCACCCCCCCCCCCCCCCCGCAGCCUGCUCUCUGUGAGGAGGGGAGAUGGCUCCACCCCUCUCAACCCCCCAGUCUACAGUUGUCCUCUUGCACAGCCGGGUUCUGCGGUCUCUCAUUGCACUGUUUAAAAAAAAUAAUUUAAAAAACUCUCUGCUGACGAAUGUAAAAAGAACAAAACAUAAUGAAUAACUGGCCAGCCAGUCUGAAGGAAGUACUGUGCCUCCAAACUAACACACUGAACACCAGUCAGAUGGACCCAUAAAACUAUCAUGUACUGUACUUUCAGAAACUACGAAUAGACUAUCAAUUGCUAGCUGUUUCUGUGUCAUUUAAUGUUGUUUUUAUUUUAUUUUAUUCAUACCAGAUACAUCUCCUCAUGAUUUAAAUGUGAAGUGUUUUUGGGUUUGGUGGUUUAUUUUCCAGUAAAAAAUUAUUUGUAAAAAGUU
Messenger RNA from Anguilla anguilla (European eel), 3553 nucleotides. RefSeq names its product calcium activated nucleotidase 1a (gene cant1a). Bases 1796 to 3028 code for a protein of 410 amino acids. Gene Ontology annotation, molecular function: calcium ion binding; UDP phosphatase activity; GDP phosphatase activity. The transcript has 4 exons. NCBI's taxonomy places the organism in Eukaryota, Metazoa, Chordata, Actinopteri, Anguilliformes, Anguillidae. The record is from RefSeq and is a predicted model, not a curated record. Gene Ontology annotation, biological process: proteoglycan biosynthetic process.